ACUGAAGUGAAACUUAAUGUUUGUCAGAGCGACAGCAGAGCUGCAGUGGAGACGAAUCUCUGUAUGUUUGUCUAAAGAAAUAUUACACUUUGUUCUUCAGGACUUUUCUCAAUAACUGACAAAAAUACUGAUAUGUCUGCUGCCAGCAAUCUGUUGUCUGAAGAUCAGUUUCUGUGCUCCAUCUGUCUGGAUGUGUUCACUGAUCCAGUCACCAUACCAUGUGGACACAACUUCUGCAAAAACUGUAUCACUGAACACUGGAAUACUAGUGACAGAUGCCUGUGUCCCUUGUGUAAAGAGGUUUUCAACACAAGACCGGUUUUGAGGGUCAACACUUUGUUCUCUGAGAUGGUUGUUCAGUUCAGACAGUCAGCUCAACAGAAAGCCAGCAGCUCAGACCAACAGGUUGCAAAACCAGGAGAAGUUCCCUGUGACGUCUGCACUGGAACCAAACUGAAGGCCCUGAAGUCCUGCCUGGUGUGUCUGGUCUCCUACUGUGAGACUCACCUGGAGCCUCAUCUGACAAUGACAGGCCUGAAGAGACAUCAGCUGAUCGACCCUGUGGAGAACCUGGAAGACAGGAUGUGUACGAAGCACGAUAAACCUCUGGAGCUGUUCUGUAAGACCGACCAGACAUGUGUCUGCAUGCUCUGCAGUGUUUUAGACCACAAGAUGCACGAGUUUGUUCCUCUGAAAGAAGAAUAUGAAGGAAAGAAGGUCGAGCUGGAGAAGACAGAGGCUGAAAUUCAGCAGAUGAUAAUGAAGAGACGACUGAAGAUUCAGGAGAUCAAACACUCAGUCGACCUCAGUGAGGAAGAUGCAGACAGAGAGAAAGCAGAAGGUGUUCAGGUCUUCACUGCUCUGAAGGAGUCUGUUGAGAGAAGACUGAAUGAACUCAUCAAAACGAUAGAAGAGAAGCAGAAAACGACAAAGAAACAGGCUGAAGACGUCAUCAGAGAGCUGGAACAGGAAAUCUCUGAUCUGAUGAAGAGAAGCACUGAGGUGGAGAAGCUCUCCCUCUCUGAAGACCACCUCCACCUUCUCCAAAGCUUCCCGUCCCUAAACUUCCACCAUCCAUCACCCACCAAGGACUGGACAAAGGUCAGUGUUCCUCCAGCAUCAUAUGAGGGGAAUGUGGUGAAAGCUGUGGUUCAGCUGGAGGAGACACUCAGUGAAGAGAUGAAGAAGCUGGUUGUUGAAGCUGAGCUGAAGAGGGUCCAGAAGUAUGCAGUGGAUGUGACUCUUGAUCCUGAUACAGCUCAUCCUAAACUCAUCCUGUCUGAUGAUGGGAAACAAGUGCAUCAUGGUGAUGUGAAGAAGAAACUCCCAAACAACCCAGAGAGAUUUUCUGAUUGUAAUUGUGUUUUAGGAAAGCAGAGUUUCUCUUCUGGCAGAUUUUACUUUGAGAUUGAAGUCAAAGGAAAGACUGAGUGGGAUUUAGGAGUGGCCAGAGAGUCGAUCAACAGGAAGGGACAAAUCACACUGAGCCCUGAAGAUGGUUACUGGGCUAUAUGGUUGAGAAAUGGAAAUGAGUAUGAAGCUCUUGAUGACCCUUCAGUUCUUCUCUCCCUGAAGUCUCGGCCUCAGAAGGUGGGGGUGUUUGUGGAUUAUGAGGAGGGUCUGGUCUCCUUUUAUGACGUAGAUGCUGCAGCUCUUAUCUACUCCUUCACUGACUGCUCCUUCACUGAGAAACUCUUCCCAUACUUCUGUCCUUGUUAUAAUGAUGGUGGUAAAAACUCUGCACCUCUGAUCAUCUGUCCUGUCAAUCAAACUGCCUGAUCCUUUUUAAUGAUCGGCAAUUCAUUGAACAAUGAAUAGUGCCACCUAAAAAUAAAUAUAUUGAAUAAAUCUUUCCAUAUUAUGUCCACAAAGUGAAUAUAAUCCAGACAUGAAGACUAAACAAAAAAUUGACAGGUGGAUGAACAUGUAUUUUCAUUCAUGUUAACAAAUGUACAUCUUUAGUGGUAAUGUGUAGUGUAAACUUCUUUUCAUCUGGAUGUGAUUUGUAAUUUCGUCAUCUUUUGCGUCAUUCUGCCACUCAGUCUGUCAUAUAAAGUGAGAACAUUAACUGGUAGAGUUCACUGUUAAAAAUGUGGAUUUUUUAUGGUAAUGUUUCUUAAAGAGAAAUAUAAAUGUGUUAACUGGUAUCUGUUAAACUCAACAAUGUACUGAUGAAUAAUAUUGCUUUUAGAAUGUAAAUAACUGGGCUUUUCUAUAUCAUUGUACUGAUUUACAUUUAUUUUAUUUUGCAUUUCUUUGGCUUUUUUUCUUUCAUUAUUUUAUUUUAAAUGUUUUAAAUAAAGCACUUUGGGUGGCUGUUCAGCCUGUGUUUGAAUACUAUAAUUACCAGAUUACGUUGGUUUUUAAAGGUUUCCUUACAAGUCAAUGACAGAUUGUUUUAUACAAGUUACUAAAUUAAUAAGUCCAACACUGAGUCCUCAACCUCAUUCUUAAAGACAGAAAAGGUUGAUAUAUGUCAAUGACUAAAACAGAUGCUGUAAAGUAAAUGAAAACAUGUUUUGUAAUGAAUGAAAUUACUCUGCUGUAAAGUAUCACUUCAUUAAAAUCCUGUGCAGAAGAAGAAUCUGUUGAAGUUUUUUUUUUACAACUGGAUCUUGUCAAUAAA
This is a messenger RNA of Anoplopoma fimbria (sablefish), 2626 nucleotides long. Its product is annotated as E3 ubiquitin-protein ligase TRIM21-like. The record is from RefSeq and is a predicted model, not a curated record. Lineage: Eukaryota; Metazoa; Chordata; Actinopteri; Perciformes; Anoplopomatidae. The transcript has 2 exons. Bases 133 to 1779 code for a protein of 548 amino acids. Gene Ontology annotation, molecular function: zinc ion binding; protein binding.